AUGGAGCAGCUGCCUCUGCCUCCUGCCAUCCAGCUCAAGGCAAGCUCUGAUUUAAACCUAAAUUUGCUCAUUGAGAAAAGAGAUGAGAGUCCCUACACUAAAUCCGCCAGCCAGACAAAGCCGCCUGAUGGAUCAUUGGCUGUGAGGAGACAGAGCAUUCCAGAGGAAUUCAAAGGCUCCACCGUGGUAGAACUGAUGAAGAAGGAAGGCACCACCCUGGGUCUGACCGUCUCAGGAGGAAUUGAUAAAGAUGGAAAGCCAAGAGUGUCUAACCUACGGCAAGGAGGAAUUGCUGCCAGAAGUGACCAGCUGGAUGUAGGCGAUUACAUCAAAGCAGUGAAUGGGAUCAACCUGGCCAAAUUCCGCCAUGAUGAGAUCAUAAGCUUGCUGAAGAAUGUUGGGGAACGAGUAGUUCUUGAAGUGGAGUAUGAACUUCCACCAGUCUCUGUACAAGGAUCAAGUGUUAUUUUCCGAACAGUGGAGGUCACAUUGCAUAAAGAAGGCAAUACCUUUGGUUUUGUAAUACGAGAUAAUAAAGUAUUUCUAAAACUAGAUGUAGUAACACUAAUAUUAAGCGUGUACCACAGGGAAGGAACUAUCAAACCUGGUGAUAGACUGCUCAGUGUGGAUGGAAUUCGACUUCUUGGAACCACACAUGCUGAAGCCAUGAGUAUUCUUAAACAAUGUGGACAAGAAGCAACGCUGCUGAUAGAAUAUGAUGUCUCCGUGAUGGAUUCUGUGGCAACAGCAUCAGGGCCACUACUAGUUGAAGUUGCCAAAACUCCCGGUGCCAGCCUUGGGGUCGCCCUAACUACCUCGAUGUGCUGUAACAAACAGGUCAUUGUCAUAGACAAAAUCAAAUCUGCAAGUAUUGCAGACAGAUGCGGGGCGCUGCACGUGGGCGACCACAUUCUCUCCAUCGACGGCACUGGAAUGGAGUACUGUACUCUGGCAGAAGCCACCCAGUUCCUGGCAAACACCACCGACCAGGUCAAGCUGGAGAUUCUUCCACAUCAUCAGACCCGCCUGGCCUUGAAGGGUCCUGACCAUGUGAAAAUUCAGAGGAGCGACAGACAACUUCCCUGGGAUUCCUGGGCCAACAACCAGUGCAGCCUUCACACCAACCAUCACUGUAACACGCACCACCCCGACCUCUGCCGAGCACCAGCCCUGACCCUCCCGAAAGCACCUCCUCCCAACAGCCCUCCAGCUGUGGUGUCUUCAUCCUUCUCUCCUACCUCCAUGAGUGCAUACAGCCUGAGUUCCCUGAAUAUGGGCACUUUACCUCGAAGCCUCUACUCUACCAGCCCACGAGGAACCAUGAUGAGGAGGAGACUGAAAAAGAAAGACUUCAAAAGCUCCCUGUCUUUGGCCUCGAGCACCGUGGGGUUGGCUGGACAGGUGGUUCACACAGAAACCACUGAGGUUGUACUGACAGCAGAUCCCGUCACGGGAUUUGGAAUCCAACUGCAAGGCAGUGUGUUUGCCACGGAGACACUCUCUUCCCCACCUCUGAUUUCCUAUAUCGAAGCUGACAGCCCAGCGGAGAGAUGUGGGGUGCUCCAGAUUGGAGAUAGAGUGAUGGCCAUUAAUGGAAUUCCAACGGAAGACAGCACUUUUGAGGAAGCCAAUCAACUCCUCCGAGACUCUUCCAUCACGAGCAAGGUCACACUGGAGAUCGAGUUUGAUGUUGCAGAAUCUGUUAUCCCAAGCAGUGGAACCUUUCACGUAAAGCUCCCUAAGAAGCACAACGUGGAACUUGGAAUAACCAUCAGCUCACCCUCCAGUAGAAAACCAGGUGACCCCCUUGUCAUUUCAGAUAUCAAGAAAGGGAGUGUGGCACACAGAACUGGGACCCUGGAACUUGGGGACAAACUGCUUGCCAUAGAUAAUAUCCGGUUGGACAACUGUUCCAUGGAAGAUGCGGUCCAGAUCCUCCAGCAGUGCGAAGACCUGGUGAAGCUCAAGAUCCGCAAAGAUGAAGAUAAUUCAGAUGAGCAAGAAAGUUCUGGAGCAAUUAUUUACACCGUGGAGCUAAAACGCUACGGGGGACCCCUUGGCAUCACAAUCUCAGGAACCGAAGAGCCAUUUGAUCCUAUAAUCAUCUCCAGCCUCACUAAAGGGGGAUUAGCUGAAAGAACGGGUGCAAUCCACAUAGGAGACCGAAUCCUAGCCAUCAACAGCAGCAGCUUGAAAGGGAAGCCUCUGAGCGAAGCCAUCCAUUUGUUACAGAUGGCAGGAGAGACUGUCACCUUGAAAAUUAAGAAACAGACAGAUGCCCCGUCAGCAUCAAGUCCCAAGAAGUUUCCUAUCCCCAGCCACCUGAGUGACUUGGGAGAUGUGGAGGAAGACUCCUCCCCAACACAGAAGCCAGGCAAGCUCUCAGACCUGUACCCCUCUACCGUGCCCAGUGUGGACAGUGCUGUGGAAUCAUGGGAUGGGUCAGGAAUAGAUACCAGCUAUGGGAAUCAAGGCACCACUUUUCAGGCCACAGGAUACAAUUUCAACACCUAUGACUGGAGGAGUCCAAAGCAAAGAGGCAGCUUAUCUCCUGUCCCCAAGCCUCGGAGCCAGACUUACCCAGAUGUGGGGCUGAGUAAUGAAGAAUGGGACCGGUCUACAGCCAGUGGUUUUGCAGGACCUUCUGACAGCGUGGAGGCUGAGCAAGAAGAGAACUUCUGGUCUCAGGCACUGGAGGAUUUGGAAACCUGUGGACAGUCAGGAAUCCUGAGAGAACUUGAGGAGAAAGCUGACAGGCGUGUGUCAUUGAGAAACAUGACUCUCUUGGCAACAAUCAUGUCGGGGAGCACUAUGAGUUUGAAUCAUGAGGCUCCAACACCUCGCAGUCAGCUGGGGCGACAGGCCAGCUUCCAGGAAAGGAGCAGCUCUCGACCACACUACAGCCAAACAACUCGGAGCAACACCCUGCCCUCAGACGUGGGCAGGAAGUCUGUGACACUGAGAAAAAUGAAACAAGAAAUAAAGGAGAUCAUGUCCCCAACUCCUGUGGAGCUGCACAAGGUUAAUCAUGUCCGGACAAGGGACUUUGACUGCUGCCUUGUGGUGCCUCUCAUAGCGGAAUCUGGAAAUAAGCUGGACCUGGUUAUUAGUAGAAACCCGCUGGCUUCCCAGAAGUCCAUAGAGCAGCAGAGUCUACCUGGAGGAGACUGGAGUGAACAAAACAGUGCUUUCUUCCAGCAGCCUAGUCACGGUGGUAAUCUAGAGACACGAGAGCCCACUAAUACCUUAUAG
Dipodomys ordii (Ord's kangaroo rat) is the source of this 3252-nucleotide messenger RNA. It is a transcript of the gene Grip1, whose product is annotated as glutamate receptor interacting protein 1. Gene Ontology annotation, molecular function: nuclear glucocorticoid receptor binding. The transcript is spliced from 24 exons. Lineage: Eukaryota; Metazoa; Chordata; Mammalia; Rodentia; Heteromyidae. The record is from RefSeq and is a predicted model, not a curated record. Bases 1 to 3252 code for a protein of 1083 amino acids. Gene Ontology annotation, biological process: neurotransmitter receptor transport, endosome to postsynaptic membrane.